Messenger RNA from Oryctolagus cuniculus (rabbit), 1975 nucleotides. RefSeq names its product steroidogenic acute regulatory protein (gene STAR). Gene Ontology annotation, cellular component: mitochondrion. Gene Ontology annotation, molecular function: cholesterol transfer activity; cholesterol binding. Gene Ontology annotation, biological process: steroid biosynthetic process; intracellular cholesterol transport; regulation of steroid biosynthetic process. The record is from RefSeq and is a predicted model, not a curated record. NCBI's taxonomy places the organism in Eukaryota, Metazoa, Chordata, Mammalia, Lagomorpha, Leporidae.
CCACAGCUGCAGGACCUGGGGGUGGACCUUGAAGAGUUCAUAAGGACGAAGCAGCCGCCCUCGAGAGAGCAGAAGCAGCGGCGGCGGUGGCAGCGGCACGGUCACACAGUCACACAGUCACACGGUCACACCUGCCAGCAGACAAUGCUGCUAGCGACGUUCAAGCUGUGUGCUGGGAGCUCCUACAGACACAUGCGCAACAUGAAGGGGCUGAGGCAACAGGCAGUGCUGGCCAUUGGUCAGGAGCUGAACUGGAGGGCACUGGGGGGCCCCACCUCCAACACAUGGAUCAGCCAGGUGCGGCGUCGGAGCUCUCUGCUUGGUUCUCGGCUGGAGGAGACUCUCUACAGUGACCAGGAGCUGGCCUACAUCCAGCAGGGAGAGGAGGCCCUGCAGAAGGCCCUGGGCAUCCUCGGCAACCAGGAGGGCUGGAAGGAGGAGAACCGGCAGGCGAACGGGGACAAGGUGUUGAGCAAAGUGGUGCCGCAGGUGGGCAAGGUGUUCCGACUGGAGGUGGUGCUGGACCAGCCCAUGGAGAGGCUCUACGAGGAGCUCGUGGAGCGCAUGGAGGCCAUGGGGGAGUGGAACCCCAGUGUUAAAGAGAUCAAGGUCCUGCAGAAGAUUGGGAAGGACACGGUCAUCACGCACGAGCUGGCCGCAGAGGCAGCGGGGAACCUCGUGGGGCCCCGCGACUUCGUGAGCGUGCGCUGUGCCAGGCGCCGAGGCUCCACCUGCGUGCUGGCUGGCACGGCCACACACUUCGGGGAGAUGCCCGAGCAGAAAGGCGUCAUCAGAGCCGAGCAGGGUCCCACUUGCAUGGUGUUUCAUCCCCUGGCCGGAAGUCCCUCCAAGACCAAACUCACUUGGCUGCUCAGUAUCGACCUCAAGGGGUGGCUGCCAAAGACCAUCAUCAACCAGGUCCUAUCUCAGACCCAGGUGGACUUUGCCAACAACCUGCGCAAGCACCUGGAAUCCAGCUCUGCCUCUAAAGCCAGGUGUUGAAGACCAGCUCGCUGCUCCCAGAUGUGCCACACCUCAUGGCUUGCGCGCACCGGAGACCCCUGCUGCCAGCCAGCAGGCCCGUCUAGGAUCUCAGCUGACGGCAGUGGGACAAUAGUGUGUAGAGAUGACACAGGGAUUCAGACUGGUCCAAGUUUAGUAGCAAGAAAAAUCAGGGAUGGGCCUCUAAGGUGGAGGAAGCCUUAUGAUUUCAUUCAACCACAGCUGUGAAUGAGGGCCAAGGUUCCUAAAAUAUUUGUAAAACUUUUUCCCCCUGGGUAUCUUAAGAUACUAUCAGGAUACUUAAGAUACCUGAUAGUAUCUUAAAAAUGCUAGAGGCUGAUAUGGGUGUGGUGAUGCUAGGGACAGGGGCUGAGCACUCCUGCUUCAUGGGCUCAUGAGUUCCCAUCCCCUGGCAGGGAGCAGCGACACUCUACUCUCCCACCACACACGUAUAGCCAACCCCCAAGAACGAGCAAUUACCCAGUUCUGUGUAUUUUCAGGUGUUUCCCACAGAAAAACACAAAACUAUUGACCAAGCUGGUUUCUCCUUCUCCACAAGCACUUAGAAUAAAGAAUUAACUAACACAAAACUUCAGUCUGCACCUGUUCUAAAACUUUUUGUAAGAGAAAACUCUGGGCCGGCGCCACGGCUCACUAGGCUAAUCCUCCUCCUAGUGGCGCCGGCACACCGGGUUCUAGUCCCGGUCGGGGUGCUGGAUUCUGUCCCGGUUGCCCCUCUUCCAGGCCAGCCCUCUGCUGUGGCCAGGGAGUGCAGUGGAGGAUGGCCCAGGUGCUUGGACCCUGCACCCCAUGGGGGACCAGGAGAAGCACCUGGCUCCUGGCUCCUGCCAUUGGAUCAGCGCGGUGCGCCGGCCGCAGCGCGCCGGCCGCGGCGGCCAUUGGAGGGUGAACCAACGGCAAAAGGAAGACCUUUCUCUCUGUCUCUCUCUCUCACUGUCCACUCUGCCUGUCA